GAUUUCGCAUUACAACUUCCGUAAUAUUUUUCAUGGUAGCUAGUCGAGAAUCGCUGUAAUUUGUGAUUUUUACGGGAUUUAGAUGUCAGCCAAACGGAAAUAUACUGUGAGAGUGGAUGGUUAGCCACCCCAUUAGGGGGUUUAUGUGUGGAUAUAGGCAAAAUGGUGUAUUUUAACGGUUCUAUAAAGAUCAGGGUUUGCGAAGCGGUGGAUCUAAAACCCACCGACUUCGCAACCCGCCAUCAAAUGGGUCCGAAUAAGGCGGCCCAGCAAAUAGAUCCGUACGUAUCUAUUGAUAUUGAUGAAGUUUAUGUGGCCAGAACGACUUCUAAACCUCGAACUUUGACGCCGAGGUGGAAGGAGGAUAUAAUCACCGAGAUACAUAAUGGCCAAAAUCUUGGAAUAACUGUCUUUCACGACGCAGCCAUUCCUCCCGACGAGUUCGUGGCCAAUGUAACGAUACCGUUUGACGAAUUAAAACAGUCUUCGGAAAUGUGGGUUGAUCUCGAGCCGAGUGGAAAGGUCCGCAUCAUAGUAGAACUAAAUGGAUCGUUCUCGGACGAGCAACCUAAAGAAAAAGCGUUUAAAGAAAAGGACAUGGUUAUUCGACGGAGAGGGGCUAUGCGAAGGCGUGUACAUCAGGUGCACGGACACAAAUUCAUGGCCACGUUUCUCCGGCAGCCAACAUUUUGCUCAUUAUGUAAAGAUUUUAUUUGGGGGCUGGGUAAGCAAGGCUACCAAUGUCAAGUAUGUACUUGUGUAGUGCAUAAACGAUGUCAUCAACAUGCUGUCACAAAAUGUCCUGGUUCGAAGGACAACCCCACAGAUGAGGUCAGUAAUGCUGUUGCAAUUGGUACAAGAUUUAACAUAAAUAUUCCUCAUCGGUUUAACUGCCACAAUUACAAACGACCCACAUUUUGUGAUCAUUGUGGUUCUUUAUUAUAUGGAAUAAUAAGACAAGGUCUUCAAUGUGAAGUAUGUAAAAUGAAUAUACAUAAGCGAUGUCAAAAAAAUAUACCUAAUAAUUGUGGGAUCAACAUGCGGGAUAUGGCCCAAGCGUUACAAUCUAUGGGAAUCUCGGGAGAUAAGCUCAGUAGGAAGCCGAAAAAGGCAUCAAUUAGUGAAUCACCCAAUAGAAGUGCAAGUAAUUUACAUGAGAGAUCAUUAUCAUCACCUAUACCUAUGAUGCCCUCUAAUGACCAGCACAGUUCACAAACACGGAGUCCCUCAGCAGAACGGGGUCGUAGCAAACCAAGACAUAAGCUAACAGAUUUCCACUUUAUCAAAGUUUUAGGAAAAGGAAGUUUUGGAAAGGUUAUGUUAGCAGAAAGAAAGGGUACAGAUGAAGUAUAUGCUAUAAAGGUAUUAAAAAAAGAUGUGAUAAUACAAGAUGAUGAUGUAGAAUGCACCAUGACAGAGAAGAGAAUAUUAGCUCUGUCAGCCAAACACCCUUUUCUUACAGCUCUUCAUUCCUGCUUCCAAACAGAGGAGCGGUUAUUUUUUGUUAUGGAAUAUGUAAAUGGUGGAGACUUGAUGUUUCAAAUUCAGCGAGCACGCAAGUUUGAUGAACCUCGAGCUCGAUUCUAUGCGGCUGAAGUGACGCUUGCACUUAUGUUUCUUCAUCGACAUGGAAUAAUAUACAGAGAUUUGAAAUUAGAUAAUAUAUUAUUGGAUGCAGAAGGUCAUUGUAAAAUAGCAGAUUUUGGUAUGUGUAAAGAAGGCAUGUUUGAAGGUAAAACAACACAAACAUUUUGUGGAACACCAGAUUACAUAGCACCAGAGAUUCUCCAAGAAUUAGAAUAUGAUGCAUCUGUAGACUGGUGGGCUUUAGGUGUUUUAAUGUAUGAAAUGAUGGCUGGACAACCUCCGUUUGAAGCUGAUAAUGAAGAUGAUUUAUUUGAAUCUAUUCUUCAUGAUGAUGUUCUCUAUCCGGUCUGGCUUAGUAAAGAAGCUGUAUCUAUUCUCAAAGGAUUUAUGACAAAGAAUCCAUCAAAGCGUUUAGGCUGUGUUAAAAUCCAAGGUCAGGAGAAGGCAAUAUGUUUGCAUCCCUUUUUCAAUGAUAAGAUUGAUUGGGAAUUAUUAGAACAGCGCAAAGUAAAACCACCUUUUAAACCAAAAAUAAAAUCAAAGACUGACGCCAAUAACUUUGACAAGGACUUCACUUCUGAGGAACCAGCCCUUACUCCAGUGGAGCCUGAAGAACUACGCGCAAUUAAUCAAGAUGAAUUUAGAGGAUUCUCAUUUAUUAAUGAAGAUUAUGGGAAGUUAGAGCUGGAAUUAGCCACCCCAACACCACCUCCCACCCAUUGAUCAUUCGCUUUUAGGCAAUUUCAUAAUUUAUACUACAUCUAUAUAUACAGUGUAUGUAUAUAUAAGAUAAAGUCAAUAUAUAUAUGUAUGUGUAUGUAUGAGGUCCAGUGAGUGUCGAUACCCUAGCCUUGAUUAUAAGAUUACAACCAGUACCAAAUCAAAAUACUUUACACAAACUGACCUGGUUACAAGUUCUUGUUGAAAACCUCUUGUUUUAAGUUGUUUUAUAAAUAACCAAAACAUUUGGGUUAUUCGCUAAGAAUUCAUACUGGGAAACUUGUCACCGUGUCGACGCCCACCACGGUCAGGUUAUCGCGACGUGUUUUAACACAGUCUAGAAUAUAUAGAUGUAGAUUCUUUAUUAUAUAUUAAUAUAUAUUAUAUAUAUUUACGGUACCGUGACUUUCUCUAGUCUUUUAUUUAUUUACAUGCAAAAAUAAUGUACGUAACUAAUUAUUCCAAAGUUGUAGUUUGUUAUUAGCAAUGACUCUAGUUGAAGCAUAGAUCUAAGUUCUUUAUAAACAUUGUUUUGAUUAUAAUGCUUAUAAUAAGGGAUGACGUAAAGUAACUGGGUUAAAUAAGGAUUCAGACUUUCCAUCAGUGGGUUAGGAGUUUAACUCUCAACCAAUGAAAUGAAUGAAUCCUUAAACUAUUUUUACUCUCAACCAAUGGAAUGACUGAAUCCAUCAACUGUUUUAGAUUAAGUUUUCAUGAAAGAGGCCAUUAGGCUCUUACUUGUCCGGUUUUGCCAGUAUGUAAAUCUACCAUCAGUCCAUUUUAAAAGCUAAAUACAAAUUACAAUAGAAAUAUAGGAAAAGGUAGAUUUUUAGAUUCAAAUUUCUUACAUUCGUAAAAAUGUCCUACUGAGAAAAUGAAAAGGCAGAUUUUUCCAUUUAAAUUUCAUAAUUAUUACAUUCGUAAAAACGUCCUACUGAGAAAAUGAUAAGGCAGAUUUUUACAUUUAAAUUUCAUAAUUGUUACAUUCGUAAAAACGUCAGACUGGCAAAAUGCUUAAGUAAGGACUCGGGUUUGUUGAAUGAUAAAACUUUUUUAAAUACUUGUACUUAAAAACAAAAUUUGAUUUGAUGUGAAGCAAUUGUGGUAAUAAUAAAUAUCUCAAUAAAAAUCAUGCAAUCAAAGCUCAGAAUAGAUUCAUUUCUUAAAUGCCGCUAAGCUAUGCAGAUAAUAAAACAUAAAAUUUUAUUUGAUUAAAAUGACCAUACUAUUAUUUUUUCUCCCAUUUUGUUUGAUGCUCAU
Messenger RNA from Patella vulgata (common limpet), 3567 nucleotides. Its product is annotated as calcium-independent protein kinase C. The transcript is spliced from 15 exons. Gene Ontology annotation, biological process: protein phosphorylation. The coding region runs from base 163 to 2310 and encodes 715 amino acids. The record is from RefSeq and is a predicted model, not a curated record. Gene Ontology annotation, molecular function: ATP binding; diacylglycerol-dependent serine/threonine kinase activity. NCBI's taxonomy places the organism in Eukaryota, Metazoa, Mollusca, Gastropoda, Patellidae.